AUGUUGACCUCCCGUCCAAUCUCAAGAAACAAUGACCUCAUUGGGCACCGACAAAUGCUUUCCAAGACUCCCGGGCGCGUUAUGCAUCAGAACGAAAACGCGAACAGAGGCCCAGCGACUGUUCAUGGGAAAGGCAAGAACACACUCCUGCAGACACCAUUUAAUGGAGGGAAGUUCAACAAGGAAGGAACGCAGGGCAAACAAGCACCAUCGCGACCACUUGUUGACAAAACGCCUUUUCCAAAUCGCACAGAUGUACAGUUCCAAACACCCUAUACCUUCAGUUUUGAUAAGCUUUCGUCGCCCGAUUCAAUUCUUCGACCAAGCUCCCUCAGGCGGCACGUUCGCGUUCCCAGAAGUGCGACAAAGAGCUUCGAAACGCCCAUCAACACGGGAAAUCCUUGGCAGUGCGAUGUGAGCAUAGGAUCUCCCGAACUUGUGGUACAACAGUUAGUGCUGGAGGAUGAUCUGGAUGAAGUUGAGUACAUGGCGCCCAAUACCCUAGACAUGCCCUAUGUCCCGCCGUUCGGUUUUGACUUCCCUGAUUAUAAGUCCGUUGGAAAGACACUUCUUGAGAUUGCUCGUGGGCCACCCUACGAAAACGAGCCUCCGCCACUGCCAGAGGUAAAGGAUGAUGAACUGGGCAUGUCAGCGUGGGAUAGGUUGUUACCUCUUCCAGACCUUGAAGAUGACGGUCCAAAGAGGGUUAUACGCAAGGACAUCCACCCUAAGCCUAAUUCGACGUCUGCACGAACCACACCAACACGAACUGUAGGAAAGACAGUGUCUGCAACCAAAUCUACUCCUAAUCCCUCUUCUCGUACUGGUACAGCAGUAUCUACCAAACUUAAGCCGAUCACUUUUGCCAACAAAGCAACGUCGCGCCCCGCCACUGCUACUUCUCUUCGUCAGCCAGUGGUUCCUAUGAAGAGCUCACGGCCAGCAACAUCCCAGUCUGUGACUACAGCAUCGAUGCGUUCAAGAGUCGUUCCAAUGCGACCCACUUCGGGUACACAGUCGCGGGUCGUGCAGAAGCCGGCGGCUCUUCUUAAGCACGCAUCUUCGGCUACAAACACCAAGCGAACGGUGAAAAAGCCUGCAGAAGACCCCUUGGUCGUGAAGUUGGAGCAAGACUUGGAAGAUUUUAUGUUUGCGGUGUAA
Molecule: messenger RNA, 1161 nt
Organism: Guyanagaster necrorhizus
Lineage: Eukaryota; Fungi; Basidiomycota; Agaricomycetes; Agaricales; Physalacriaceae
Exons: 4
Coding region: 1-1161 (386 amino acids)
Source: RefSeq, a predicted model, not a curated record